AUGAAGAAAGAUGUUGUUGAGUUUGUUUAUGCUUGCUUAACUUGUCAUAAUUUGAAGGUCGAACAUCAGAGACCUUCUAGGUUAGUGCAACCGUUGAACAUUCCAGAGUGGAGGUGGGAUAACAUUUCCAUGGAUUUCGUAACAGGUUUACCGAAGAUUGCUAAGGGCAAUGAUUUUAUUUGGGUGAUUGUGGAUAGGUUGACUAAGUCGGCUCACUUCUUAUCGAUGAAGAUUAACCGUCCUAUUUCUAUGUUGGCUGAGAUGUAUAUUGAAGAGAUUGUGAGACUGCACAGAAUACCUUCGAGUAUUGUGUCGGAUAGAGAUCCAAGGUUUAGGAAGAUUUUGCAAGAUGCUUUGGGCGAGAGUGCUAUGCUCAGACCUGAAAUUGUGAAAGAAACGACUGUAAAUAUAAGGAUGAUUCAUGAGAGGAUGAAAUCUUCACAGAGUUAUCAGAAGAGUUAUCAUGAUAAGAGGACGAAAACACUUGAGUUCCAGGUGGAUGACCAUGUGUUUAUGAGAGUUUCUCCAACAACUGGUGCCAGUAGAGAUUUGAAGUCGAGAAAGCUCACACCACAUUUUAUUGGUCCGUAUCAUAUUUCAGAGAGGGUAGGUGAGGUGGCUUAUCAGAUUACUUUUCUGCCGUCGCUUGCGAAUCUUCAUGAUGUCUUUCAUGUGCCUUAG
Molecule: messenger RNA, 681 nt
Organism: Vicia villosa (hairy vetch)
Lineage: Eukaryota; Viridiplantae; Streptophyta; Magnoliopsida; Fabales; Fabaceae
Exons: 2
Coding region: 1-681 (226 amino acids)
Molecular function (GO): nucleic acid binding
Source: RefSeq, a predicted model, not a curated record